AUGGAUCAUCAUGACACCUUGCAAGCAUAUUGUCUUCAAAGAGUUACCGGUCUCAUGGCACAUCUAAAUCAUCUAAACACACCAUAUUAUUCCAAACCCAUACACCCUUCCAAUUCAGAUCAUAUGUCCAAGUCUUUCAACAAUCUCGAUUUAAAUUCUUUGGAUAGUUCGGAAACUUCACGGAACUCUUAAUUUAAUGUUAAUGAGAGUUGUUGUUGUUCUCAAUGUGGUAAAGCCAAUAAAAAAGUUAAGAGUCUUUAAAAGAAAUUUACUGUUUUUCACACCCAAAUGUCCAUUCUUAGAAACUUCAGAUUACUUAAAAGAUUCUAAAAUGCUGUCUAUUGCAUUAUCUAUUUAAUAGAUAAAUAGAAGAAAACAAAGAAAAAAGAAAAACAGAAAAAAAUGUAUAGAUUUAAAACCAAAAUCAAUUUUGAUGCUUCUCCGAUCAUACCUACAUAACAAUAACAGGUCCAAAAUGAAAAACAUGAUGACAAAUAAAAUUAUAGAAAUCAGCAUAUGCAAUCAAUUCAAGCCAAAAUUAUUGACAGCAAACAUAAACAAAGAUAAUCAAUCAGAGUUUAUCUAUAAUAGAAAUUAUAUGAAAAAGAUCAUUAAUAGAAAUUACCCAAAAUUCAUAAAAUAGCAAUCAACUCCUUUACCACAAUUUAACCAUUACGAUUUUCAAAAAAUGAUGAACAAAAAUCCUCCCGUUUUUCUUCACAAAUUAAAAUCACUCCUUAAACUGAAUUCAGUCCAACUUCCUUACACCACCAAUCUCCAUAUUUUAGUAACAUUACAUCUAGAAAUCAGGUUGAUAGUAUUAUUCAAACUUCAUUCAAAAAUUCAACCAGAACCAUCAUUAAAAGUAUUUCAUCUGAAUAACUAAUACAAAAAUAACAAAAACACCAAUUUCACUCUAGAAAAAAUACUCCAUCUACAUUAAAAGGAAUUUUUUGA
Messenger RNA from Paramecium tetraurelia, 957 nucleotides. RefSeq lists its product as uncharacterized. The record is from RefSeq and is a predicted model, not a curated record. NCBI's taxonomy places the organism in Eukaryota, Ciliophora, Oligohymenophorea, Peniculida, Parameciidae. The transcript has 3 exons.